AUGGCAUUUUACACACAGCACUACCUCAAGAAUGACCUCCGGAAGUAUGAACUAACAGAUACUGAGUGGCAGAUCGCAGUGGAGCUCAAAGACACAUUACAGAUUCUCAAGGAUUGUACAGAAUACUUUUCACGUGGCACUCUGAACUUAGCCACUGUCAUCCUGGCCAUCGACCAUAUCAACACGACAUUCACGAAUGCCAUGAAACCUGACAGCAACACUCACCCUGCAAUCCGUUAUGGCCUUUGUCUUGCAAAGAAGACCCUCAACAAGUAUUACUCUUUAACGGACAACGCUGAAGUUUAUUGUAUCGCCAUGGUUCUUCACCCCAAACACAAGCUCAAGUACUUUCGGCAAGUGGGGUGGACGUUGGACUGGAUCAACACAGCCAAGGCUCUGGUUCCAGACGAGUUUGAACGUUCCUACAUGAACGUGCACAAUUCCGACUGCGAAGACGAGUCCAAGGAGGAAGACAACAAGUCUAUCAUGGAACCUGAAAAGAAAUCUAAGAACAUAUUCAAUAAUCUUCCACCCUCAAGAAGCCGUCUAAGACCAAGGUGUUGCUCGACGAACUUUGGCUCUAUCUUAGCACCCCUCCUGAAACCACUGCUCACUUGCCGCUUCGUUGGUGGUAUGAAAAUUGACGAACAUUUCCUCGACUUCAUCGUAUGGCACUCGAUUAUUUGUCUAUACCAGUCUACACGCGCUCUUCUCUGCCUUGGUUCUUGGAGCCUUGCUGGACUGGUUAAGGAUUCAGAUGUGGAGGCUGUCACUGUCCUCGAUGAAGUACAGGCUAAGGUUGAAUUAGAAAGGCUUGGAGACGUACUUAGUAAGAUGCACCAUGGCAAGAUAUAUACAGACCCGUUGACAUUACUUUUGCGCAACACUACAAAUAGUUUUGUGCACAACGUACAUUUUUGCAUGCUGACACAUGAAGUCUGGGAAUACUUACCCAAACGGACUGCCAUAAAUGUCAAGGUGCUGCACGCCAAAUUAAGUUUGGACUUUGUCAAAAUUUGGCUGGGUCAACUAUAUUUUCAAGCUCAGGGGGUGGGGGAAGAAGAUUGA
This is a messenger RNA of Laccaria bicolor S238N-H82, 1068 nucleotides long. RefSeq lists its product as uncharacterized. The record is from RefSeq and is a predicted model, not a curated record. The coding region runs from base 1 to 1068 and encodes 355 amino acids. NCBI's taxonomy places the organism in Eukaryota, Fungi, Basidiomycota, Agaricomycetes, Agaricales, Hydnangiaceae. The transcript is spliced from 8 exons.